This is a messenger RNA of Aureobasidium uvarum, 1227 nucleotides long. The record is from the annotation of a GenBank genome assembly. Lineage: Eukaryota; Fungi; Ascomycota; Dothideomycetes; Dothideales; Saccotheciaceae.
AUGGCUGAAGCAGAGAAAACUCAAUGGACUGGCAAGGCCAUAGUGGCUCGCGACACACUAGCCAACAAAGGCUGGAAGAUGGAAGAGGUCACCACGCAAGAGAUCAAAGAGGAUGAAUUACUCGUUGAAUUGGUCGCGAGUGGAAUUUGCCAUACAGAUAUCAUGUGUGGUUCAGGCACUGGGAACCCAGAUCUGUUUUACUACCCUCGAGUUCUUGGGCACGAAGGUAAGAAAAGUGACGCCAAAGUCCUGCACACAUGCACGCAACUGCUAACAAAUUCGCAACAGNGAUCGGGCUAUGUCAAGGCUGUGGGCUCGAACGUCUCGGUCGCAAAACCAGGAGAUGCGGUCUUGUUGUCAUUUGACUGGUGCGGUAACUGCGAGUCUUGCAAAGGUGGCUUGCCAUCGCUGUGCUACGAGAGCAUGCCGUUGAAUUUUGGCAACAAGGCUACCUUCAGAUCUGCCAGUUCCACAGAUACGACAGAGAUCGCUGGCAAGUUCUUUGGCCAGUCUAGUUUCGCUCGCUAUAGCGUGGUGAAGCAAAACAGCGUUGUCAAUGUCACCAGUCUCGUUGAGAGUAAGCAAGAAUUGCAAGCCUUUGCUCCUUUGGGCUGCGGUUUCCAGACCGGAGCUGGCACCGUCGUCAAUGUCGCAAAGGCUACACCGAAAGAGUCGAUCGUGGUGCUUGGCCUGGGAGGUGUUGGCUUGAGUGCUAUUAUGGCCGCAAAGCUUUCUGGCUGCAGAACCAUCAUCGGAAUCGAUCGUGUGGAUUACCGUAUGGAGACAGCAAAGUCGCUGGGUGCUACGCAUGUGAUUGACACAUCAAAGCUCCAAGAUGGCAAAACUGUCAUUGAGGCGGUUCAAGAACUUUGCGAAGGUGCUGGUCCUGCGAUCACCAUCGAUACGACGGGUGUACCGACCCUCGUCAAAGCUGCUAUCGAGAUGACACGAAAGGGUGGUAAGAUCAUCCAAGUUGGGUCGACACCACCAGAUUUCCAGGUCGAACUGCCAGCAUUUUUGUUCAUGAAUAGCGGCAAGGCAUAUAUGGGAGCGAUUGAGGGUAACAGCAUAUCUUCCGAGUUCAUUCCAAAGAUGAUAGGGUGGUAUCGCGAAGGCAAGUUUCCAUUCGAUAAGCUGGUCAAGCUUAUGCCAGCAGAGGAGUUUGAGAGGGGUAUCAACGAGAUGCACACGGGCGAGACGGUGAAGCCCAUCAUUACUUGGUCUUAG